AUGCAUGGCGAGCUCCGAGCAGUGGUUGGAACCCUAUUGAACUCUGCCCGCCAAGCCCUUCAAGCACAGGCAUUUCACCCAACCGACACGAGCACAUUGAAGUGUCUUACCUUCGUUGCACGCCACGAUGCUGUCCGUUGUCCCUCAAAACCCGAGAAGGUUGAAGAGAUCAAAGUCAAACUCGCGGCUUGGAUGUCAACGUAUACCAGAGUACCAUGGGACCCUAAAGACGAAAUUGCUUACAUUCUGACAAACAUACAUUACUUUUACCUGUGGCUUGCGGCAAACUCUUUCCAGAGCCGCUAUCAGAAAGAAUUCGACCCCUUAAUCUCACAGUUUGAGCACAUCAUCAGCCUUGCUGAACGAUUCGUGUUCCUCGACCGAGUCUGCUCAAAGACACGGGGCCGAGGACCUUCUACCUCCGGGUCAGCAAGACCGGCAAGCACUACCGGCACACAUGUGACCGUCACUGUGUGCGAAAUCGGAGUGCGAUGUCGCGACUCUGCUGUACGAAGACGGUGUAUGGACAUCUUACGGGCUCUGAACCUCGAAGGCGUCUGUGAUGGCCAUUUCCUCGCUUCAUGGAUUCAGUGCAUCAUGGAAAUCGAAGAAACUGGCGCCAGGCUCAAGAAUGAUGUGCUAUCUAAAUCAUUCGAUCUGACUUGCGAAGACAUCCCAGAGGAAGCAAGAGUGCUGGAUACCAUCAUCCCGCAGGAAUGGGACAACGGUGUCAAUAUUCACAAUUUCUACAAGAUGGCGCAAAGCAAGAUUUUGGUCGCAAAAUACAAAGAUGACCCCGAUGGUGACAUUGUCAUUGAGGAAACGGCUUUCAUCGUUGACCGCACGCCGACCAUGGGCAAGUUGAAGUCCGUGGCAUGGAGGUCGGAUGUCAAGACUCGUCGCUACGUUCAUCCUCGAUCGAAAACGCACGAGACCGGUCAUGAUGCUACAGAUUUGCUUAGCGAAGUUCCACGGCAUGUUUCGACGUCAGAAGACGUUGCUUGCUCGCUUGAUUGA
Messenger RNA from Zasmidium cellare ATCC 36951, 1017 nucleotides. RefSeq lists its product as uncharacterized. Lineage: Eukaryota; Fungi; Ascomycota; Dothideomycetes; Mycosphaerellales; Mycosphaerellaceae. The transcript has a single exon. The record is from RefSeq and is a predicted model, not a curated record. The coding region runs from base 1 to 1017 and encodes 338 amino acids.